AUGGGUGCCGAUACCAAAUUUGUCCAAUGCCCCGAAGGCGAGCUCCAGGUUCGCAAGGAGAUCGUCCACACUGUCAGCCUGCACGAAAUCGAUGUUAUCAACUCUCGUUCACAAGGCUUCCUGGCCCUCUUCUCAGGCGACACGGGCGAGAUCCGCAGCGAGGUUCGGGAUCAAAUCAACACCAAGGUCGCAGAGUGGAAGGAAGAAGGCAAGGCUGAGAUUAUCCCCGGUGUCCUCUUCAUCGACGAGGUUCACAUGCUCGACAUUGAGUGCUUCUCCUACAUCAACCGUGCUUUGGAGGCCGAGCUGGCUCCUAUUGUCAUCAUGGCCAGCAACCGUGGCCAGGCACGCAUCCGCGGCACCACAUAUACCUCUCCCCACGGUCUGCCGCUUGACUUCCUUGACCGUGUUGUUAUCGUCAGCACUGCGCUGUACUCUGGUGAUGAGAUUCGCCAGAUUCUUGCCAUCAGGGCCCAGGAAGAAGAAAUCGAUCUCUCACCCGAUGCUCUGGCUCUUCUCACUAAGAUUGGCCAGGAGUCAAACCUGCGUUACGCCAGCAACAUUAUCACUACUUCUCAUCUCUUGACUCAAAAACGCAAGGCCAAGGAGGUGAGUGUUGACGAUGUCCAGCGCAGCUUCCGGCUCUUCUACGAUCCUGCUCGGAGUGUGAAGUACAUCAACCAAUAUGAACAGCGCUUCAUUGGGGACCAGGGUCAUGUUAGCUUUACUGUCGGAGCCAAUGGCGAUGCGAUGGAGUUAUCUUAA
Messenger RNA from Penicillium salamii, 765 nucleotides. The record is from the annotation of a GenBank genome assembly. NCBI's taxonomy places the organism in Eukaryota, Fungi, Ascomycota, Eurotiomycetes, Eurotiales, Aspergillaceae.